Messenger RNA from Lolium perenne, 556 nucleotides. Lineage: Eukaryota; Viridiplantae; Streptophyta; Magnoliopsida; Poales; Poaceae. The record is from RefSeq and is a predicted model, not a curated record.
CAACCAGAUGCGCCUCUACGAUCUGCCCUCCAAGCUGCUCUGCCGCGUCAUCAACGUCGAGCUCAAGGUGGACACAGCAAGUGUAUGCAUGAUGGUGUCUAAGAGGAUACAGAAGGAGAUCAAGGAUCUGCAGAAGGAUCCACCUACCUCAUGCAAUGCAGAUCUACCAGCUCAAGACAUUGCAUGGUGCUCGGGCGGGGGAGGCGACGGCGAGUGGCCUUGCCUCCAUGGCUUCACGUCAAGAGGGAUGCCGGAUGGGAGCGGGCCACCAGGGAGGGAGGUGAAGCUGUCCCGGCAGCGCCGGCACCCUUGAGCCGGAAGCAUGGGCGCAGGAGGCGAGCUCCAGCAGCGGUGAGAGGCGCGAUCCAGCAGCGGCAGAGUGCAGCGGCGGGGUGCCAGCAGUGAUGCUACUUGCCGCCACCGCCUCUCUAGUUUAUUAUGUCAUUGUUGUUUAGCUAGGUCGUCGACUGGACUUAUAUGUAUUUGUGUAUCUUAUGUUUGAACCAUAUGGUUGACACUUGUGUUAUUGAUGCAUAUGCAUGCAUGUUAUGGACAU